GAUGUGGCCAUGGUGGACCUAAAACGCACCCUUUCAGAUCUGGUAUCUUCCUUGCCGCCAUGGCCGGAGGAUUAACGUCUUUUCCGCAGGGCUGGGGGCCCCGCUAAGACUGUCCAUUCCCCACCACUUUCUGGAUGGAAAAUGACCUAAAGGUGACCGGACCUCUCUCCCAGACGGAGCUGCCAUUCCGCGGGCGGCCGCCAGGGGGGCCUCCGCUCGUGUCCCCUCACGAGAGCCGCGCGCCGGGUGCCUGUGGGGGCUGCUGAGGAGCCGCGGCGGCUGCGGCCGGAGCCCCGCGUUCGCUCGCCCGCGCGCUCCCUCAGACCGCGCGCGCUGGCCCGGGAGCCCCUCGUUGGAUCCGCGAGCGUCGCCCCUCCUGUCCCGAGCUCACCCUCUUCCUCCCGCGCCGCCUACCGCUGCCCCAGCGAGGGGAGCCGACAGGGCCCCGGGGCUGAAGGUAAAACCCCACGAAAGAAACAUGAGAUUCCUGUGGAAAUCAUUAAAGAGGAAGGUGGAAGGGGCCAUCUAAAAGAUUUUGAAAGCUGCAGACCGCAAGACUGGGUCCAGAGGGCUGGCAGUGGAAAACCCUGUUGGGUUGUGAUCUCUCCCUGAAGGGUCCCAGUUGCCUUUUUGCUUCCUGCAAAGGGAAGGAAGAGAGGGAGAAGACCAUGUCCAUUGCCUUGAAGCAGGUGUUCAACAAAGACAAGACAUUCCGGCCUAAGAGGAAAUUUGAACCUGGCACACAGAGGUUCGAACUCCACAAACGAGCUCAAGCAUCCCUCAACUCGGGUGUGGACCUGAAGGCAGCUGUGCAGCUGCCCAGCGGGGAGGACCAGAACGACUGGGUGGCGGUGCACGUGGUGGACUUCUUCAAUCGGAUCAACCUCAUCUACGGGACCAUCUGUGAGUUCUGCACCGAGCGGACCUGCCCUGUGAUGUCAGGGGGCCCCAAAUAUGAGUAUCGGUGGCAGGAUGACCUCAAGUACAAGAAGCCGACUGCCUUGCCAGCUCCCCAGUACAUGAACCUUCUCAUGGAUUGGAUCGAGGUCCAGAUCAACAACGAGGAUAUAUUUCCAACAUGUGUAGGUGUUCCCUUCCCCAAGAACUUCCUGCAGAUCUGCAAGAAGAUUCUGUGCCGCCUCUUCCGGGUCUUCGUCCACGUCUACAUCCACCACUUCGACCGGGUCAUCGUGAUGGGCGCGGAGGCCCAUGUCAACACCUGCUACAAACACUUCUAUUACUUCGUCACGGAGAUGAACCUCAUAGACCGCAAGGAGCUGGAGCCCUUGAAAGAGAUGACGAGCAGGAUGUGUCACUAACGCCCCAUCUUAUCCUUCGGAAGAAAGAGGAAAGCUGUUUCCUCCGGAGUCCCGGGCGGGCAGGAGGGAGACUUCCCUGGCUGAAAAGAUGCACCGACUUCCAGGAGCAGGCGAGCUGGAGACCAGCGGUGAUUCCCAAGAGAUGUUCCCACUCACUUCAUGUGCUCUUAACCCUCUGAGUGCUGCUAGCCACGACCUGUGGACCUGGCUGGGAGGGGGACGGCCCCCUCCCUUCUGUCUCCGAUCGGAUCGUCCCGGAGGAAGGAAGCCUCUGCACUUAUGUGCGCGUCGCAGUUCUGCUGUGACCUAACGCCUAAGCUUUACUGGAAUUCAGGUUUUGAGACUGAGAUACCUAAUUGUACUUUUCCACUUACCUGUCUUGUCGGCCAGCUGCCUUUUCUGUCAUGUGUUUUCUUAGUCCCCAGUGAAUUUUGAAACUCUGGGUGCACAGCCAGCUUUUCUCUAAUGAGCCUUCCUGUCCGGUCCCUGCAGGCUCCGGUCCUGAUGCUGUGGUCUUGCUCAGAGGCCCGCAGCCCGCCCGGCAGCAUCAGUGCAAUUUCUCUCAUAGGCAGUUUUCCCAGCGGAUGGCUGGGUCUCUGCCCCGAACAAGGUCUGCACUACACAUUCCCUGCAGGGAAGAGACUGGUCCGUAGUCUAAGGCUAACGAGUUACCAGUUCACCCUGAACAGAAUGUGUUUUUUAAUAACCACACCAUUCCUUAUCGCUUCCAUUCAAGACAGUUUUCCCUGUUUCCCAGAAGAGAGCAAUAAAAGAAGUUAUAAAUGACCAAGAGUGAUCUGCAGAAGCCCUGAGUCAGAUUAAUGCAGCAUUUGUUCUUAAUUAAAGGGUGUGGUGGCUGUCUCUACACAAUACUGAAAUUUCAACGGAAAAAAACAAAAACCAAAAGACCAAAAGUACAAUGGGUAAUUGGUGCGUGCAGCCCAGAUGCCUGACCCAUUGCCUGGUAAUCUUCCCAGCCAGCCCUCUGAGCUUCUAGAUCCAGCCGAAGUUUUCCUUCUCUUCCUCCACUCACUCCCCUCCUCUGCCUUAUGAUGUUAUGACACAGAGCUACUUUCUGCCCGGAUGAUGCUUGUGCCACGGUUGCCAAGGUAACAGUGGAGCUGGAGCCAUCUUCCUUCAUCCGUCCUCCCCCGUGUCCCUGUCCCAGCAGACAGCAUCAUUCUGUGCUACACCCUGCCUUUUGAAAGCUAAGUGACUUUUAGCUGAAGAAAUGUGGCCUUCUCUGAUUCAUUCGCAAAACUGUGGUGAUCCUGAGAGCCUGGGACGAGGGGGCAAUGACACUUCCCGUGAUGGUUUGAAUUGGACAAAAUAGCAGUUGGUGGAGGGGUGUAGAUAAGAUUGUGUUAGUGCAUCUUAAUGAGAUCCUGAUUAAAGAAUAACUAAACAG
Messenger RNA from Vicugna pacos (alpaca), 2727 nucleotides. RefSeq names its product MOB kinase activator 3B (gene MOB3B). The record is from RefSeq and is a predicted model, not a curated record. NCBI's taxonomy places the organism in Eukaryota, Metazoa, Chordata, Mammalia, Artiodactyla, Camelidae.